AUGGCAGACUCAUCUUCAGCUCCCAAGCCCUCCAGCAGCGUCAAGCUUGUGCUGUUGGGAGAGGCCGCCGUUGGAAAGUCAUCCCUAGUCCUGCGCUUCGUCAACAAUGAUUUCCAAGAGAACAAGGAACCCACCAUUGGCGCCGCGUUUCUUACCCAAAAGAUCUCCCUUCCCAAUCGGAUCAUCAAGUUCGAAAUAUGGGAUACCGCAGGCCAGGAACGUUUUGCCUCCCUCGCCCCCAUGUACUACCGCAACGCUCAAGCCGCGCUCGUCGUGUAUGACCUGACUAAACCGACCUCCCUCGUGAAGGCAAAGCACUGGGUGGCGGAACUGCAGAGACAAGCCUCACCAGGGAUCGUUAUUGCGCUGGUCGGUAACAAACUGGACUUAUGCGCCGAAUCUUCCAGCGACGCUGCCGAUACAUCUCAGGAGCCAUCCUCUGCGGGAGGUGAGGACGAAGGCGAGGCAAACAGUGCUGAACAGACUGAAGCCGAACCCACAGACACUGGGGACGCACGGAAAAUCUCUACACGAGAAGCCAAGUCAUACGCCGAGGAGGAAAGCCUACUAUUCUUUGAAACGUCGGCAAAGACAGGCACGAACGUUGCUGAGGUCUUUUCAGCGAUUGCAAACGCCAUUCCCGAGACAUCGCUGAAGGGAGCUCGAGGAGCCGCGGGUGGCGGAACACAGGCGGCGUUGUCGGGCGCCGCCCAACGAGCGGAGGAAGCGAGGGUGAAUCUCGCAGAUAGGGGAAAGCAGCAAAAGGAUAAUUUGCUUGCGUCUGGGAUCAAGUUUGAAGAGCACGGGUGGAUGCUAGAAAACCUCAAAGUUGUUGUGCUUGCUCUGGUGCGAAGGGAUAAGAAACGAGGGCAUGCGCAUUUGGCUGCCAUUGGAACGACAUUGUCAGAUUCUGUGGCGUCUGGCAGCGAAGACUGA
Fonsecaea erecta is the source of this 936-nucleotide messenger RNA. RefSeq lists its product as hypothetical. The record is from RefSeq and is a predicted model, not a curated record. Bases 1 to 936 code for a protein of 311 amino acids. The transcript has 5 exons. Gene Ontology annotation, molecular function: GTPase activity; GTP binding. Lineage: Eukaryota; Fungi; Ascomycota; Eurotiomycetes; Chaetothyriales; Herpotrichiellaceae.